Molecule: messenger RNA, 5917 nt
Organism: Danio rerio (zebrafish)
Lineage: Eukaryota; Metazoa; Chordata; Actinopteri; Cypriniformes; Danionidae
Source: RefSeq, a predicted model, not a curated record
GCCCCCUGCUGGUGGAGCUCUAUCUACAGGAAGACGGAAGCAAACGCCGAGCGCCUGCAAACUCAUCGCUUGAAUCACCGAGGAGGGCACAAGGACAUGAACCAAGAGCUCGGGACUAUGACUUCUGUGGAUAGUUCAUAAACCGCCAGCCUAUUACCUUCGUACGUCCACCCAGCGUUACUGUAAACCUUACAUUAACGUUUGACGCCGUUGCAUCCACACAGACAGGAACAGAAUGGCAUCGAUUUUGCUCACCAGAUCUCGGACUCCGUUGUUGAAAACAUCCAGGUCAUUAAAGAACGAAUUCAGAAAAGGAAAGUUGUCAGAAGGCGCAUGCUUUAACUGCACGGCACUGCGGUUAGCCACAAACAGUCCUGGUGUUCUUGGAGGAAUCGUCUGGCCUCAUGCAUCAUCUGUCCAAUACCUGGACAACUCCUCUGUGCUUCAGCGACGCUUGUCUAGAUCUCCUCGUCUUUAUUGUGCCAUCUUAGUACCUGACCCUGCCCUGCCAGUCCACUCCCGCUCCACAUACCACAGAACAUUAGCUUGGCCACAGAACGCCCCAGUCCGGUGGGUUCAUACCACAGGCCGCCUGCUCGAUGAUUCAAAGGUGGAGCGCUCUUUACGUACCCUGAAGGAUCGAAAUAAAAAGCUGGAGGAGGGCGGACCAGUGUACAGCCCGACGGUGGACGCUGAACCUGUGCGACGGACAAUACGGCAGCGUGUUAUCGAUGAGGUGAAACAUUACUAUCACGGCUUCCGUCUGUUGUGGAUCGACACGACCAUCGCUGUGCGGAUGCUGUGGAGGGUGUUGAAUGGACACAUUCUGUCGCGCCGAGAGAGAAGACAGUUUCUGAGGACGUGUGCAGAUGUCUUUCGCCUCCUGCCCUUCCUGGUUUUUAUCAUCGUUCCGUUCAUGGAGUUUCUGCUUCCUGUCGCACUGAAGCUCUUCCCCAACAUGCUGCCGUCCACCUUCGAGACACAGUCCAAAAAGGAGGAGAGGCUGAAGAAAGAGCUGAGAGUGAAGUUGGAGAUGGCCAAGUUCUUGCAGGACACAAUCGAGGAAAUUGCACUAAGAAACAAAGCAUCCAAAGGCAACGUGACCGAAGAGUUUUCCACUUUCUUUCAGAAGAUCCGGGACUCUGGAGAGAUACCCAGCAAUGAGCAGAUCAUCCGUUUCUCCAAGCUGUUUGAGGACGAACUGACUUUGGAUAACCUGACGCGGCCGCAGCUGGUGGCUCUGUGCAAACUGCUGGAGCUGCAGUCCAUCGGUACCAACAAUUUCUUGCGCUUCCAGCUCAUCAUGAAGCUUCGAGCCAUCCGUGCAGAUGACAAGCUGAUAGCCGAGGAGGGAGUGGAUAGUCUGACUGCGAAUGAGCUGCAGGCGGCUUGUCGAGUGAGAGGAAUGAGAGCUCUGGGGGUGACGGAGGAGAGACUGAGAGAGCAGCUUAAACAGUGGUUGGAGCUUCACCUCAAUCAGCACAUUCCCACAUCUCUGUUGCUGCUGUCCCGAGCCAUGUUUCUGCCGGACACACUGUCUCCCGCAGACCAGCUCAAAACCACACUACAGAACCUGCCAGAGAUCAUGGCUAAAGAGGCACAGGUGAAAGUAGCAGAGCUAGACUUCUCUAAAGUGGAUAACAAGACCAAGCUGGAGACCACGCUGCAGGAAGAGGCGGCCAUCAGACAGGAGAACAGAGAGCGAGAGCUGGAGAGACUGGCUGAUGCUGCAGAGAAAGCAAAGGAGCAGACACAGUCACAGGAGGCUGAGGUGCUGGAGGUGGAAGGAGAACGACGGGUGGAUGCAGAACACGCUCUGUCCAGUGUAGAUGUGGCCAUCCAUUCAGAAACACUACGAGACACUGCACCAGUGCUGGAGGGAAUUAAGUUCGAGCAGUGGCAGAGGUAUCUGCGCAUUCAGGGCGAGGAGAUCACUAAGGAGGAGAUUGACAUGCUGAGCGACGCUUGCACCAAACUGAAGGAGCAGAAGAAUCUCCUCACCAAAGAGAAAGAGGAGCUAGAGGACCUGAAGGAUGAUGUGCAGGAGUACAGUGAGGACCUGGAGGAGAUAAAGCGAGAGCUGUCCAAGACUGGACAGGAGAAGGCCGUGGAGGAGUCUAAAGCAAGUCAGCGACUGUCGAAGCGGGUAAACCGCAUGAUCGGCAGAAUGGAUAAGAUCAUCACUGAGCUGGAGAAGGACAAGAUGGUGCUAGACGGACAGAUGGACAGCGAAACCACACCACCAAUUGGAUUGUUCUUUGAGAAACGUAGUGACUUGCCAAGUGUCUUUCUGUCUUACAGGGAGAAUCUGAUAAGCAUCAACGAGCUCAUUACAGUCAUGAAGCAGAUCCAGAACAUUCCUGAACACAAGCUGCUCAGCAUCGCAGAUGCACUCGACGAAAACAAAGAUGGCAAGAUAGACAUCGAUGAUGUCAUCAAGGUGGUAGAGCUGAUUGAUAAGGAGGACAUUGAUAUCUCCACCAACCAAGUUGCAGAGAUCAUGGUGAUGCUACAAAAGGAGGAAAAGCUGAUGGAGAAAGAGAAAGCCAAGGAGAAGGUCGAGAAGGAACAGGCAGCUAAAAUCCAAAACUAGACUUACAAUGUAGGAAAUUGAAAGGAUUCUAAAGCCAAUGAAGCUUUUUUGGUCCAUUAAUAUGUUCAGUUAGACUGAAACAAGUGCUGAGCUCUCAUCCAUAUUAACUCAUAUAAAAAUUUGCUUUGCUUUCUUCAAAUAAGACUGAAAGUGUAAAGAAUGAAUUGAGAAGUUUAUUUAUUAGAAGAAACAAAAAAGUAAAUUAGGAUGGAGCCUUGCACAUGAUGUAAAAAAAAAAAAAAAAAGAAAUGAAGACUGGUUUUUGUUUCUAUGAGUUCCACUUGUUCUUUCAUUUUAGGUAAAUUGUGGACACUUUGUACUAAUUCAUAACCAAAACCAAUGAAUUAAUUGCUUGUUUUAAUUUAAUUGAGGUCAUUAUAUGGCUAAAUUAAAACUAACUAGUACAACGAAGCCAUGAUUUAACCAAAAUGAGGGAACAAAUCAAGUCAUAUGCACAAAUUCCUCUUUUAUGGCGUUCCCUCAUUAAAUUUUGCAGAGUUUUAUAAAAUCAGAGAGCAAUUUUGAAAGAAAAUGUGUUCAAAACCUCUUGAAACUGAAGUGUGUCAUUGUUGCGCGCCACUACUUGUACAAAACUUACUGCAAACUUUCUAGCAAUAGCCUGAGUUUAGGGCUUAAAUAUUUUUGUGGCACAGAAAUGAUACACUUUAGCUGUAAGAUGCAAAAAUAUACAAAACAAGAAAAUAUUAUUCCCAUAAAAAUAUACCCUGACAGUGAUGUCAUUUCCUGUGGUCUGAGGUCAUUUCCUCUGUUUGCACAUCACAUCCUGUCAUUAUCAUUCCACUACUCAUACAGUUUUAUUUACUCGUAUUUUAUUUCCAGUUCACAACUUUCACGAGAUUCUUGAAUGUUGCUCAGAUGACUCUGAUAUCACCCUCAUGUUUAUUCAGUAACCAAAGAAGGUUUGUAACGCCUCAUUUAUACUUGUACAUACACAUUCAGGCCUCCAAGAACUGCAGCUUUAUGUCACACAGCAAGGGACUUAUCCCUUCAACACUUGAGCUUUAUUCAGGGCAGUUGUUUUUGUACUCACUUCACAACGGUAGCUGAGUAUUUUAUUAUUAUUAUUUUUUUAAUUCGCAUUUAUUUUGGAAUGAUUUGUGCAUCACAUUUACAUUGUGGCCUUAGCAAUCAAAAAUCCCUUGUCCAGAAAUAAGCUCAUGGGAAUGUUGAAUAGUUGUCGUACACUAGCAGUAAAUAUCUUUAGAGUGGCCAUCUCUGUUAGCUAGAUAAAGUGUGUUUGUCGAUGUUUAUACGUGUGGAAGAGCUGCUGGCUACCUGAAAGGGGUAAAAAUGGAGGCCAGCGCAGACAGAAUCAGGGUACGGCUUUGCUAUAUAGUCAGUAUGUGACCUGAAGGAUCACUCACUCCUUACAUGGAGAGAGCGACAGCAGAGCACCUUCACUAACUGGAAUGUGUGCAUCUGCAUGAGACGCAAACGCACACUCACUGGUAGCAUAGUUUCACAGGGCACGUAUGGCAGGGAAUGCAUCAUCUUAACCCUAAACAUGUCAUGGUGAAGGAGCAGCAUGUAUAAACUCAAAAUACAGUGCUGUGUCUCUGACAGGGAGUACAGUAGGUGCCUAUUUCACAUCGUGUCCCUUAAAGAGACAACUCAACCAAAAAUGACAAUUCAGCACCCCUCAUAUUGUUCCGAACAUCUUUGACAUUUGAAAAAAAUAGUUCAAACGAAGAAUAAUACAAAAUAUCCCAGAAUUUACUCAACUGAAAGCCAUUCUAGGUGCAUACAUCUUUGAGAUUAACAUAGUCUGAAUUAUAUUAAGGGAAUAGUUAACCCUUCACCCUCCCCCCUGCAUAUAUACAAUACAUAAACACGAAAACAAAAAAACAAAUGAAUCAAUAAAAGCAUUUUCACACAGUCAAGUUGUUCCAAAUAUUUAUUAGUUUUUUGUUGAACAUGAAGAUAUUUUGAAGAAUAUUGUAAACUAGUUGCCAGUGGCUUCCAUUGUUAAAAAAACAGUCUGAACAUUCUUUAAAUUAUCUUCUUUUGUUUUUGACAGAAGAAAUUUAUUCAGAUUUGGAACAAGUGCAGGGUGAGUAAAUUAUCUGUGAGUUUUCAUUUUUGGGUGAACAAUCCCUUUAAAUAACAUCCUGGGUUCAUCAGGCUUAACAAUGAAGUGAAUGGUGCCCAAGUUUUUUAAACACCAAAAAAGUGCACAGAUCUAUCAUAAAUAUGGAUGUUUUCUUAGAAAAGUCCAUUGCUUUGUUUCCGAAGGCAUUUUAUUAACAUUCAUUAUUCCCACCGGAGUCAUAUGGAUUACUUUAAUGAUGGAUAGAUUGGCUUUUUGGACCUUUAAAACUCGGGCACCAUUCACUGCUAAUACAAAGCUGGGUAAAACUUUGACAGAUUAAUUUUUUUAAUCUGUCAGAAUGAAGGAAAGUGUAUACACUUAGGAAGACUUUAGGGUGUUAUUUGUAUCUCUUAGUUAACUACAUACUUAAAUUUGUUAAAAGCAAAAUUAGAUGUUUAGCGGAAUGUUCAUGCUCCGUUUUCCAUAAAAGAGAAUGUUAGUAUCAAAAUGAGGGAGCCCAAUUUAUUUAUUUUUUAUAUUUUUGAAUGAGCUAUCCUCAAACUUAUAGGGACCCUUAACUAAAAUAACAGUGGUUAGGCUGUAAGCUAUAUUCAAGAAUGUGUAUUAGCACAUCAUAUCAUAAAAAAGUCCAUGUUUGUGUAUUUAUAGAGCAAGUGUUUUAUGCUGAUGAGAAAUUGCACUAAUUUUUCAGAGCUUUAAUUUUCCCAUUUGGCGUGUCGAUGUAGACUCAGGAAGAUGCAUGUAAUGUCUUUGCACAUCAAGAGAAAUUUGUUUGGAAACGCACACUUGAAUAUUUAAAGUGGCAGGUGGGACAAAGUGUGAAUAUUAUACAAAGGUAUUAAGAUACCUUGGUAGUGUUUUGUUUUUUCAAUUUUAAAUUGAGCUCUUUAAUUAAUUUAUAUAAGACGGCGCUUGUGCACAUACAAGUGACAACAAAUGAAAGGGAUUCAAAAGAGUGAGACAUGAUGUAAUUUGCUUAAGCUAAUUUAAAUGGAUUACAUUAUUUAUUUUCCCCUUCAAUGCAUACACAUUGUGUCUUUUAUAGUAUUUACUUGACCGUCCUGUAUUUAAGUUCAGAACCUAAAUACUGUUACACUAGUUAACUGAAGAAUUCAAAUGAGAGUGAUAUGUGCACAAAUGUUAUUGAAAAGAACUAUGAAAAGAAUUUUUAUUCUGCUGUUCCAACAACUUAUGUAAUUCUACUAUUUACAAACGAUUGGUUUCAAGUCUAAUAAAAUCAAACUGGUCUCGAA